GCCCUUCCCCCCACCUCCCGCCGCGAGUGGGUGACAGGGCUCCGGUCUCCACGCGUUUUAGCUGCCCCGCGCCGUGACCCGGCCUGGCACUGAGCCACGAGCGGGGGCUGUGCCCCUCCAGUUGCCGCGAGCGGGGGCUACUCUUCGUUGCGGUGCACAGGCCUCUCAUUGCAGCGGCCCCCCUUGUUGCGGAGACUGGCUCCAGUUCUGCCUUCAUAGUUCUCUGCCUUUACCCAAAAGCUGCAGAAAAUGAACAAAUCCCAGGGAUCAGUUUCAUUCACGGAUGUGACUGUGGACUUCACCCAGGAGGAAUGGGAGCAACUGGACCCCUCUCAGAGGAUCCUCUACAUGGACGUGAUGCUGGAGAAUUACAGCAACUUACUAUCAGUGGAGGUAUGGAAGGCUGAUGACCAGAUGGAGAGGGACCACAGAAACCCAGAUGAGCAGGCAAGGCCAUUUAUAAUCUUUAAGAACCAAACCCCAAUUGAAGAAAGAGAUAAUCUCUUUGGAAAAACACUUAAUCUUAGCACAGACUUUGUUUCUUUAAGACAAGUACCCUAUAAAUAUGACUUAUAUGAAAAAACUUUGAGAUAUAAUUCAGACUUACUUACUAGCGAUAGAAGCUAUAUAAGAAAGAAAGACGAUGACUGUAACGGAUUUGGAAAAGCACUCCUCUAUCUGAAGCAAGAGAAAACCCAUACUGGAGUGGAAUACUCUGAAUAUAAUAGAAGUGGAAAAGCCUUCAGCCAUAAAGAAGGCAUUUUUAAACACCAGAAAAUCAGAAAUUUGGUGCAACCUUUUAUCUGUAAUUAUUGUGACAAGGCGUUCUCAUUUAAAUCACUCCUUAUUAGUCAUAAGAGAAUACAUACUGGAGAAAAACCUUAUGAAUGUAAUGUGUGUAAGAAAACCUUCUCCCAUAAGGCAAACCUCAUUAAACAUCAGAGAAUCCAUACUGGGGAGAAACCCUUUGAAUGUCUUGAAUGUGGAAAAGCUUUCACCCACCAGUCAAACCUCAUUGUACACCAGCGAGCACAUAUGGAGAAGAAGCCCUACGAAUGCAGUGAAUGUGGCAAGACCUUUGCCCAGAAAUUUGAACUUACUACACACCAGAGAAUUCAUACUGGAGAACGACCCUAUGAGUGUAAUGAAUGUGCCAAAACCUUCUUCAAGAAAUCAAACCUCAUUAUACACCAGAAAAUUCACACAGGGGAGAAACGCUAUGAGUGCAGUGAAUGUGGAAAAUCCUUUAUCCAGAACUCACAACUCAUUAUACAUAUGAGAACUCAUACUGGAGAAAAACCCUAUGAAUGUACUGAAUGCGGCAAAACAUUCAGCCAGAGGUCAACUCUUAGAUUACAUUUGCGAAUCCACACAGGAGAGAAACCAUAUGAGUGUUCUGAAUGUGGGAAGGCCUUCAGCAGGAAGUCCCGACUCAGUGUCCAUCAGAGGGUUCAUACCGGGGAUAAACCCUGAGACUGCAGCCAGGUUGUACUGUGGAGAACCCUUCCAAUGGGGAGAAGCCUCGCAAAGGUGCUGAAGGAACAUGGGAACUCAUACUGAGAUACAAUCUGUCAACUCAAAAAUGUAUAAAAAUGAGGUCCCCUAAGAACAAUAUUGUACUGAUUGAUAGUUAGGUAUAUGAUACCCAACUAAAGAAUACAUACCAGAAUAUAUCCAAUUGUAAAUAGACAUACUUAGCUGUAUUACAGUGAGUUUUUUAAAAUCUUGAAUAAUUCAUUCAAUCAUGAAAUAUUCUGGCAGCAAGCAGCAUAAAGGAGCUAGAGACAGUACCCUAGGAAUUCAGUGGUUAUGUGCGAGAAUAUGCCACAAAAAAAACUGUAUAUUUUAGAUCUGCACAUGUAAAUUUAACAGACACUAAGAGUUUGAAAUUCUUGUCUUGAUAAUCAAAUUAGGACACAUCAAACGUGAUUUUCCAUACUGAACAUGUGUUUUUCAGUACCUUUACAAUCCCGUAUGCAUUCCAAAUGAAACACAUAACAGAUUUUCAUAUCAUGUAGCAUAUGUUUUCUCCUCCUCCUUGCUGGCAUAUAUAAGUUGGUAUGACCAUUGUUAUUGAGCUGCCUCUUCAGUCAACAGAAGACAAUGUUGUUGAAGUUUUAACCUUCUGGGUUUGCUGAAGAUUUCCUAGAAGUAUUAUUGACAUAAAUAUGCAAGUGUGAGAUAAUUAAGAGAGAUUGAAGAGAGUGAAAGGCAGCAGACGUGGGUUUUAUCACUCACUGUGCACCACGGAAUAAAUGGGCUGUGUAAAGAAUAACCACACCCAUCAUGCUCUUGUUAUUUUCCACUGGGAUAUUUACAUACAAAUGCAAAUGCAUGUCUUUUACCAAAAUAUUGUAUAACCCAGAAACUACAUGUAUUUUUGGGUGUUUCCCUAUUUCUCUUAAUGUUUUAUAAAUUGUCUUGCAAAAAAUAGGAUGCAUAUGUAGUUCGAGUGUUAAAUUUCAGAGACUUUAGAGGAAAAAUAAUUUAAGAAACUGUCCAUAAAUGUCUUAUAUUGCUUUUUAAAUUUUCCAUGUGCUUAGUCCACUUUAGAAAUAAAUUUUUGCAGAAUUCUGUUUAAAAGGAGGCAUUUCUUCCAUGAGUUUCAUUAUCAUCAACCAAAAGCAUUUCCCUUUGGAACCUGACUUAGUGUAAGUUACAACUUUGCUUUAAAGGCUCACAAACACUUCAUAAAUUAGACUUUAGUGAUCUCCCCAUAUAUUGAUUAUUAACCUAAAAAAAUUUCUUAUUUUUGCAUAACUCAAAGAUUCCAUUUUAGGCUUGAUUUCAAAUUCACCAGUUCCUUUCCUUAUCUAUCACAAAUCAUGCAUUAGAAUUGUAAAUGGCCACUGUAACUGGCCUUUUUUUCUUUUGUUUUUGAAGAGUAUUGAUGUGCUAUGACUGUAUAUGAACGUGAAUGAUUUUUCUGAACAAAUUUAUCAGAAUAUCCAUAGUCCAGUAAGUCUUUGUCUUUCUAAAUUGUCAUCUUAUCUAUACUAAUGGCAAGGAAGCAAGGGAAGAGGUUAACUUCCUACACUGCUGUUAGAAAUACAAAUUGUGACAACCUCCUUGGAAAUAAUUGUGACUGUCUUUUAACGUUAAGAACACACAUGCAGUUGACUCUUGAACAGCACCAGUUUAAUAUGCGCAGGUCCGCUUAUACACGGAUUUUUUUCAGUAAGUGCUACAGUCCUACACAAUCCACGGUUGGUUGAAUCUGUAGAUGCAGAACCUUGGAUAUGGAGGACUGACUUUAUACUUGGGUUUUCGACUACACUGAAGAUCCGUGCCUUUAACCCCUGUGUUAUUCAAGGGCCAACUCUACUCUUCAACCCAGCAGACUCACUUCUGGGAAUCCAUCCCUAAGAAAAAAAAUAAAGUGCCAGUACCUAAGACUAUGUGUUUAUCAAUGUAUAUUGUAUUUUUUGGUAAGGGCAAAAAAAGGAAACAAUGUGAAUGACCAUCAGUAAGGGAAUGAUUGAAUAAACUGUGGUAAAGAUAUACCACAGCUGGACAGUAUUCCAUGGGAAAGAGCGUUUAGGGGCAAAUGCCACCAAGACAGAUGGGGGGAGGGGGGAGAGAAAAAAAGUGUGUGUGCGUGCCUGUGGUGUGUGUGUGUACACCAAA
Molecule: messenger RNA, 3627 nt
Organism: Balaenoptera acutorostrata (minke whale)
Lineage: Eukaryota; Metazoa; Chordata; Mammalia; Artiodactyla; Balaenopteridae
Gene: ZFP1
Product: ZFP1 zinc finger protein
Exons: 5
Coding region: 250-1473 (407 amino acids)
Biological process (GO): negative regulation of transcription by RNA polymerase II
Molecular function (GO): DNA-binding transcription repressor activity, RNA polymerase II-specific
Source: RefSeq, a predicted model, not a curated record